This is a messenger RNA of Erythranthe guttata (spotted monkey flower), 138 nucleotides long. The record is from RefSeq and is a predicted model, not a curated record. NCBI's taxonomy places the organism in Eukaryota, Viridiplantae, Streptophyta, Magnoliopsida, Lamiales, Phrymaceae.
AUGGCGAAAUCAAGCUUGGCGAAAUCGGCUCGAAUUGUAUUUGGAGCCUUGGCUUUCGGCUGGCUCGCGAUAGAGCUCGCGCUCAAGCCGUGGCUCGUCAAGGCCCGAUCCUCCAUGAAUGAUUUUCGACCCGACUGA